Lentinula edodes (shiitake mushroom) is the source of this 1912-nucleotide messenger RNA. RefSeq names its product GTPase. The transcript is spliced from 3 exons. Lineage: Eukaryota; Fungi; Basidiomycota; Agaricomycetes; Agaricales; Omphalotaceae. Gene Ontology annotation, molecular function: GTPase activity; GTP binding. Gene Ontology annotation, cellular component: mitochondrion. The annotation marks the transcript as partial. The record is from RefSeq and is a predicted model, not a curated record.
CAUGCUUAAUUUUGUCCUUGAGUUCACACCGUCUGCAGCUGCAUUCUGUCGCCGCGGCGUAUCUCAUUUCUCAACAUGCAGGAUAGCUUGUAAUAAUGGAGCAAUACGCCGCGAUUUUGAAGCUCAAUCUGAAGACUACGAGACGUACCAGAGAAGACGGAAGACGGAAUGGAAACGGAGACAGGGAGGCCAAACUUUCCUGGACCACCUCAUAAUUAACGUGCGAGGAGGAAAAGGCGGAGACGGCUGCGCUGCUUUUCAUCGCGAAAAAUUUCUUCCAUUUGGUCCACCUUCAGGAGGAAAUGGCGGACGCGGGGGAGAUGUUUACAUCCUACCUACCCCAGAACUCACAACCCUCACAUCCGUAGCCAAACGCGUCCGAGGUGAAAACGGCGGCAACGGUCAAGGGACGUGGCAAAAUGGCAAAAACGGUGCUCCGUUAAUUAUUCGAGUACCAUUGGGAACCAUCGUACGUGAACUACCACGAGAUGAUCCACGCCGGGCAAAAGAUGAGUGGGAAGCAGAGGCUGAGGCAUUGGAGGGACUUGAUCCAGCAGAUAAGCAGGCUAAGAUGCGUGACAAGCGUUGGGUACAUUAUCCGAGACAUAGCGAGUCAAACGUAGACCGGGACGUCUUUAAGGAGGCAGAACAAAUGUUGUAUAAGCAGGAAAGAGACCGAAGGUAUGCAAGGCGGAAAAGAGAGAUCGAACAGCCUAUAUAUUUGGACUUGGACAAAGAUAUGGAACUGGAAGAAGAUCCAAACCUUCCCCUCGGACUUCCACGAAAGGAUGCUUUAGGUCAUCUCAUUGCCUCGGGGGGUCAAGGAGGACUAGGUAAUCCGCAUUUCCUUUCACAAGACAAUCGUUCUCCCAAAUUCGCUACACGCGGGCAUGAAGGUGAACGAGUCACUCUCUCCUUGGAACUCAAACUUUUGGCGGACAUUGGCUUCGUUGGCAUCCCAAAUGCAGGCAAGAGUACUCUGCUUCGUGCUCUCACUGGCGGUCGAGCCAAAACCGAAGUCGCUGGUUAUGCCUUUACGACGCUGAACCCUGUGAUCGGGGUCGUACGCGUUGCUGCUGACGGUUCGUUUGAAGGUGGUCUUUCGGAGGGUAUGGUUCACGACGAGACAUUGGUUGAAGAAGCCCAAAAUCAGGCGAAAAUGGAAGAAGGCGCGUUCGCUGACGCCUUGACCCGAAAUCAACAAGCAAACUCUGACGCGGUCGCUCGAGGGUUUGGAGCCGGUUACCGUUUCGACAUUGUCGAGCACUUCCGCUUUACAAUAGCCGACAAUCCAGGUCUGAUAACCAAAGCAUCUGAAAAUGUCGGACUCGGUCAUUCGUUCCUCCGUUCCAUGGAACGUUCCCUUGGGUUGGUCUACGUGGUCGACUUUUCUAGUCCUGCGCCUUGGGAGGAGAUUGCAAUUCUCAGAGACGAGCUUGAGCAGUAUCUCCCAGGGAUGAGCAACAAGGCUCGGAUGGUUAUAGCCAACAAGGCAGAUCUACUAGCUGGAGAUGGCGAUGCGGCUUCUAUUGAGGAAGCAAAACUCAAACUGAAGCGACUAGAAGAGUUUGUGGAAAAGGAAAUGCUUGUGGUAGACGAUGAUGGAAAUCGGCGUUCGUUGAGUGUUGUUCCGAUAUCUGCUAAAUAUAGUCAGAACCUGAAGAAGGUGGUUGAGCUAAUGCAGAGGUAUGUUGUGGAGGCAAGGGAGUCUUUGCUGACAAGAGAGUCGAACUAAUGAAGCAGACGGCUUUCAUUCGUUUUCGUGAUUAUAUUAUAAUAUAUGCCCCCCAUCUCCGUGUGUGAACAAUAGCAUAUCCGUGCUAUAAGAUGUUAAAGUAUGCUACAUGUACAUGGACAGUUGAAAUGACUUCUAAAAUAUUGAUGCUCUUGUGAUAUUUUCGAAACCCACACC